AUGAAAAGCCCACUCUCCAUUAUUCGUAAAUCUGAUCGACUCAAGUUUUGUUCACAUGACAUUUUAAGAGAUCUUUUCGAAAUUUUAGGGCCUGUCGCACUUAGAAUAAGAAGGUUUCACUCAAAGAAAAAUCAUUCUAAGCCUAAGAAAAUCAAGAUCAGAUCGCUGCCAAAAAAUUUAGAUGGGGUAUUAGGAUUAGCGUCUUUUAUUAGAGAAGUCGAGUUUUUAGGGCCUGAGUACGAGAGACUAUUGCAAAGCCGAGCAGCUACACAUUUAAAUAUUGCAAAGUUUAUUUAUCGUCACUUAACAGGUAGUAAUUAA
Blepharisma stoltei is the source of this 321-nucleotide messenger RNA. The record is from the annotation of a GenBank genome assembly. Lineage: Eukaryota; Ciliophora; Heterotrichea; Heterotrichida; Blepharismidae.